AUGCGAGGGUGGAUCCACACCAGCCGAGGACCGGCAUCCGAGGUCCUCUCCUUAUCAGACAGCCUCGCGCUACCGACGACCCAAGCACCCAACGACGUCUUGGUUAAGGUGCGACAUGCAGCUCUCAAUCCAGCCGGUUCGAUAUUCAUGCGGCUGUGCCCGUUAUGGCUGCGGAACAAGCCAUGUAUCCCCGAAAUGGACUUUUCGGGCGAGCUCGUGAGCGUUGGAACUUCAGAGUCGGUGCCGUUAUUAUCGAAGGAUCGCGGCCUCAAACCAGGACUACAAGUCUUCGGCAGUAUUCCUGUCGGCUUACAUUUGAAGGGACAGGGCGCGCUAGGUGAGUAUGUCGUGGUGGAUAGUGAAUGCAUCGUGGCGGCCCCCCAAACUCUUCCUCUGGCAGAGGCAGCUGGCCUUCCAAUUGCAGGCUGCACUGCGCUUUCGUUACUGGACGGGGCAGAUCUUAAAAACGGGCAAAAGGUGCUCAUAAAUGGUGCAGCUGGUGGGAUCGGAUCCUUGAUCAUGCAAAUGGCACGUCACGCUCUUGGACCCGAAAGCCACAUUGUGGCAGUCUCUUCUCGCGAGAAGCUCGCGCUGCUGAAAGAGCUUGGAGCUGACGAGGUUCUCGAUCGCAAGUCAGUCCCAUCGGUGCCACAAUACCUGACUGAGAGGCACUCCAAGCAGCCAUUUGACGUGAUCAUCGACGCAUAUGGUGUACAAGAACUAUAUACCAAUUGCGCAAGUUUCCUCAAAGCCGAUGGAAUGUUUGUCACUGUCGGAAUCGCCUUUUUGGAGUACAGCUACGGCAGCAUGUUCGUCGCGGUUAAGGACAUGCUACGAAAUAUCCUCGUCUCAGCAUGGGGAGGCCAUGAUCGGAGAAGAUACGUUCAAGUCUCUUCAACCUCCAGCCUCGAGGGACUCGAGAGGUUGAAAGCCAUGUGCGAGGAUCAGAACAUGAGGGUUCCCAUUGAUUCUUCAUGGGCAUUCGAUGAUGUUGUGAAGGUUCGUUUGACGUCCCUCCUAAAGUCGCAUAAGCUGACAGACUACGUUCCAGGCUUAUGA
This is a messenger RNA of Exophiala aquamarina CBS 119918, 1059 nucleotides long. RefSeq lists its product as uncharacterized. Gene Ontology annotation, cellular component: mitochondrion. The transcript is spliced from 2 exons. The record is from RefSeq and is a predicted model, not a curated record. Lineage: Eukaryota; Fungi; Ascomycota; Eurotiomycetes; Chaetothyriales; Herpotrichiellaceae. The coding region runs from base 1 to 1059 and encodes 352 amino acids. Gene Ontology annotation, molecular function: zinc ion binding; oxidoreductase activity.